ACAAGCGCCGCUCGGCACGUGAUAAGAUCGGUGGCUUUGAGGCCACGGGUUACAUUUCCGUUUCGGUUCACAGGAAAUGGUUCACGAGUACAGUUCCCGAGUUGCGCACGGCGUGAGGGUUGUCGUCCCCCCCAUCCAGCCCUCUUCGUGAGCUAUCCGGGGAACUUUGCCUUUCGUGUUUGUGAGCUGGCGUUACUCUGGCGCGCACGCGCGCGCGCCUGCCUGGACGUUAGUAACAACCCUCCCCCGUUCCCCAGCGUUCUUGGUGUGGGGUCACACAGAGGUACACACAUCCUCGGCGUGCCGAGAUAGCUGACCAUUUGGUGGGAGAUUCAAGCAGCAAGCAAACAAAGCUGGUGAGUCGAGGAGGCGGCUAACCAGCGCCAUGUCAGCGAAUUGAACCUGCGUGAAGCCCAGCGGUGGGGGUGGUGUCCCUGUAGUGGCUGCGUCUCGCUGAGGGCGUAGUACUUCCCCCGGAAAAGGAUGGAAGUCGAGGAGUGCAACGCUCACGCCAGUGAGACGUCUACACUGCUGGGCAUAUUGCCCAGGCACAGCUACGCGUGCAUCAACAACUGCCCCACGUGCCGAGGCACUGGCCGCGUUCCCAGAGACGAGGCGAACAGGCUGGUGGCACUGAUUCCACUCAAUGACCACCGCCUCAAGCCAAACAAAACGUUGCAGUACGUCCUACUCUCCAUGCUCAUUUGCCUCGUGACGUCGGGGCUGCUCGUCUUCUUCAUAUUUCCCCGCUCGGUGCUCGUGAGCAAUGGGGACAUCGAGUCCGUCUAUGUCUUCUUCAGCGAGAACGGCAAUACCGUCAUCAUGAACGUAACGACCAGCAUCGUCAUCGAGAACAGCAACUACUACUACAUCGACCUUUACAGCACGUGCAUUCAAGUUGAGUUUGGUCACAAUGUGCUGAACAAAACCUGCUUCGAAAAGGGCCUUGUGGUGAAGCCUCAUAGCCAGGGUCAAGUAAGACUAUCCAUUAUUCUGUCGAUAUUUGGGAUAUAUGAAUACUGCACCAAGCCAUCAAUCAAGGUCCACAACGUGUUCUUCAAACUGCACACGACGGCUGUCAUGGAUGUGUUGAACAACCACCAACAGAAGUCGACCAUCGACGACUUCCGUUAUUUCGACUGCGGAAAGAACGUGACUCAUCCCGUGCCUAUCCACAUGGAGUCGUGGCUGCCAAAACGCUACUAAUGACCCCCCCCCCCCCCCCCCCCCCCCUUUCUCUCUGGCUCAUUAGUACUGACCAAUAAUCCUCGUCGACACCUAGUCACUUGAAUUUGUUGGACAGAUCGUUCAAGAUUGCCACGUUAUUUUUUCGUAGAAGUUGUAGGCAGUAGUUGUAUUUGUUUAAUCCAGGGGAGGGGAAUGUCUGGCCCGCGGGCCGUACAAGGCCCGCGAAAUCAUUUGGGUCUGGCCCUGCCAAGGCAUCCGCAGGCGGGACUCGAAAUUUAAUAAAUCUAGGAGCAAACCUGGAAAAGCAGUUGCGAGUAGCAAC
Molecule: messenger RNA, 1510 nt
Organism: Petromyzon marinus (sea lamprey)
Lineage: Eukaryota; Metazoa; Chordata; Hyperoartia; Petromyzontiformes; Petromyzontidae
Product: transmembrane protein 106B-like
Source: RefSeq, a predicted model, not a curated record